Molecule: messenger RNA, 2766 nt
Organism: Electrophorus electricus (electric eel)
Lineage: Eukaryota; Metazoa; Chordata; Actinopteri; Gymnotiformes; Gymnotidae
Gene: paqr7a
Product: progestin and adipoQ receptor family member VII, a
Biological process (GO): response to steroid hormone
Cellular component (GO): plasma membrane
Molecular function (GO): nuclear steroid receptor activity; steroid binding
Source: RefSeq, a predicted model, not a curated record
ACGCGGACAGGAACGAAUACGGGAUGGGAGCUGCAGAAUCUAGAAAAACUAGAGAAACUAACAAGCACAGGCAAGAAAAACACAACAGCCAGAACGCAUACAGCGGACGCGACUCUAAUCAAGAAAGCAUAUCACCAAAAACUGAGGCCAAGCAUUGCUUUGAUCAGGGUGGGCGUUGCAUUCUGUGGGCUGACUUAUUUUGAUAAUUCAGUUGCUACUCGUCUUGCAUCUAUCAAGGAAGUUAGACUACAACCUGUAACUCAGCAGUAAAUCCAGGACACCCCCCCGGAUUACAAGGUACGAUUUGGAGAUUAUAAAGAAUAUGUGUUAAAUUUCAAUCUUUGUCUCCAAUGGGCUCCUGCCAUUCUUCUUUUUUUUGCGGUUAAUUGCAGUCAAAGUCUGCUGGCGUUACGGAGUUAACGUACGUAACGCAGUCUGGUAUGUUUAAAUGUUCCACCAUACAAAUUGGUUAUUGGGCUACAAUAAGUAAUGGGUUAUUGGAAAACCUGACCUUAGUAGAAGGUGCCACGAGGAAAGAUCACAGUUCACAGCGGGAAAACAGACGGAAGGAUAUCUUCUGUGCAACGUAGGCUACUGAUUUGAAGCAUACCAGCAACCACUGUUAUGGAGACGAUUGGCCGUAUUUUUAUUAACCUGCAACCGGUGAGGAAGGUGCCCCAGCUGCUGAGAGAGGCUGUGCCUUCCAUGCCGGCUACACUCUGUGAUACAGAAGUGCCUCAAUUCUUCCGUGAGCCAUACAUCAACGCUGGCUACCGACCCCUACACCAAAGCUGGUGUUACUACUUCCUCUCGCUAUUCCAGCGUCACAACGAGACCAUCAAUGUAUGGACACACCUGUUUGGGACAUUAGUGGCCCUCACAAGAAUGGUUCAACUGGCAGAGAUGGUAGAUUUCCUUAAUGAUCCCCAUACUUGGCCAUUGCUUAUUCUCCUCUUAUCAUCAAUUACCUACAUGACACUGAGUGCCAUUGCUCACCUGUUGUCAGCUAAAUCUGAACUACACAAUUAUGCUUUUUUCUUUUUGGACUAUAUAGGAGUGGCACAGUAUCAGUAUGGAAGUGCUGUGGUGCAUUUCUAUUAUUCCAUUGAGGAGAGCUGGUACAUGCGAGUGAGGGGAAUCUUCAUGCCUGUUGCUAGCUUCCUCUGCUGCCUUUCAUGUUUAGGCUGCUGUUAUGGAAAGUACCAGAACUAUAGCCUGCCUCCUUGGGUUCGUAAAGUAGGUCAAGUGGUGCCUUCAUCAGUGGCCUAUGCUUGGGACACAAGCCCAGUUUUCCAUAGAAUCUGCCUCUGGUUUCUAUCCUGGGAAGGAGAUGAUUCCGGAAAUGGCCGAGCUCUGGCCUCCCAUUGUGGCCAAGUGUUUUUUUUCCUCUCCAGCGCCUUCUUCUUCACUCACCCUCUACCUGAGUGUUUGUUCCCUGGUCACUGUGACUUCCUGGGCCAGGGUCACCAGGUCUUCCAUGUGCUCUUAAUGGUGUGCACUUUCUUCCAGAUCCAUGCCUCUUACUUGGACUACAUCAACCGAAGAGAAAUCUAUGCCAAGCUCCAUGGUGACAGUGACACCUUGUUAUUUGUGGUAUUGUAUGUGAUAACGACAGUCAUCUGUGCCCAAAUAGCUGCUUGCAUGAUUAAAAAAGUAAGUCGAUUACUGGAAUGCAAGGAAAAGACCAAAUAGAAAAUAAUGGGUAUUAUGAAAAUAGUUUAUGCAUAAAGGGCCUGCAUAUAUGUUUUUCCCUCAAUGUGUACUUGACUGCUGAAAUCUGUUGCUCAGUUUAAUUUGUUUUCAUCCUUAAUUCAGUCCUCACAUCGCCAAAAUUCAGACAUUUUCUUUAUCCAGUUUGCAAUGCACCUGAUCUAGAACUGUGUAGCCUCUGAUCUAAGCAAAAUAUGUUGGGAGACAAAAAGGAGAUUGACUGAGGGUCCCCAGUGACUGGAUCUGAACAGCUCUAAUUCACAUUGUGUUUUCUCACUGUCAGGCUAGUUAAUACAUUUAUUUUUAGUUUUUUUUGUUGUUUGUUUGUUUGUUUGUUUUUUAUUCAAACAAUGGCAUCUCAACAAACUUUCAAGCAAGGUACAUUUAACACAUUGUCUUUUAGUUGACCAUGGAUGUGCAUCUAGUAAUGUAUUGGCAAAUACUGACUGAGUUUUCAUUUAUUUAACAUAUUAAAAUAUGUUUAAAACAUCUUUGUCAGAAUGGAGACAAAUUCCAUAAGAAGAAUUUGAUUUUCUAUUGUAAGUGCCCUUAUGGAUUUGUGUUCCACAGGAUAAAAAUGCUUGAAAUGGCUGGAAUGGAUAACAGUGUUAUUACUUCGGGAAUUAACAGUGCUCAUUAGUUGGGGAAUAAUUAUUGACUAAAAUUUGGAAUCAGUAUUUAUUGCUUACAUCAUCAGUAAGUGCAUCGUUGCUUGUGUGUGCCUCAUAUAGUUAAAAAAUAUUACUUCUUAGUGUUUAAAAAGUUAAACACAUUGCAUAAUAGCAGGGUGUUAUCUUUUGUUUUCAGACUGAUCAAUGCUGUGUAUGCUUGUCACAUGCAGUAAACCAGCCUGUAAUUUCUCAUUAGCAUUUGCAUUGUAUGUACACUAUGAACAUUCUUGUUUCAUGCAUCAGAGUGAUGAAUCUUUGGAGUGAUUGUAUAAAUUCUUAGUCUCAGGCAAACCAUGUACUUCUGUGUACCUAGUUAACAUAACCAUGAUGACCCAUUGGUUUAACAUGAACUCUAGUAGGUUUGAAUAAAGGUGUUCUCACAGAA